This is a messenger RNA of Apus apus (common swift), 2653 nucleotides long. It is a transcript of the gene CCDC60, whose product is annotated as coiled-coil domain containing 60. Bases 1 to 2016 code for a protein of 671 amino acids. The record is from RefSeq and is a predicted model, not a curated record. The transcript has 14 exons. Lineage: Eukaryota; Metazoa; Chordata; Aves; Apodiformes; Apodidae.
AUGCCACUGCCAGGUCCAUCUAAAAACCACAGAGUUGAGGCACCUGUGGCUGCAAAUGCAAUUAAGAGCAGCAAACUCAAGGCACCUGUGGAACCAGACUCGCCUCAGAAAAGUAAAGUCAAGGCACCUGUGGUAUCAGACCCUCCUAAAACCAGCAGACUCAAGACCUUGGCAGCCACAGAAGUGUUGAAUCCUCGAGAUUUUGUGAGCAUUCAGGCUUUAGUUGGCUUUGCUCAGAAUGAAGGAAGGGUCUUGGCCAGAAGCAGAACAGUUUUCAAAAGCAGUGAACCUUCAAGAGAACAAAUGUUCUGGGAAAACUACCAUAGGAGGCAAAAGCAAUUCACUCAGGGACACUUCACCCCGGCUGGGAAGCCAUAUCGUGAUAUUGGAGAGAUGGUCUACAUAGAUCCAAAGGAAUUCACCCUCUACUCUUUGGGGCAACUUGCACAGGAACCAGUGAAAUACUAUGUGCAGGAAGAACCAUCCACAGAAGCGGCUGAUGUUACUACUACCGAGAACUCUUUGGAUCCAGAGUCUGAUUCAUUGGAACCAGUGAAGAGGCCCUCCCCAUCUAGAGAAACAGGAAAGGGUCUGAAGACUCUUGGUAAAGCUCUUGCUCGCUCAAGGGGUCAUAUCAGUUCUGUGAAGCAAGGGGGAGAAUACUUUCAAAUACUUCACCAAGAAUCACUGGAGAGGGACAACAUACCCAAAGCAGAUCAGCAGGGUGGGAGCAUGAGAUGCAGAACUGAGUUUCAGCUACCCAUGUAUUCUGGUGUGCAAGGAUCAGAGGAUGAAAGAAACACUCUCUCUUUAACAGAAGGCAGCCACCUGAGGACACUGGGAAAGCAGAAAAAAAAUAUUACGUUAUGGUCUUUCACUCCUGUUCAUACCAGUGUCUUGAUUACAAGUCCCCCUGGAACAAAAAGUGAACCUCUUUUCCGACAACUGUGUGCCAUACACUGGCUUUUGGAAGCUCUGACUAAUGAAUCCAGCUGUUCAAUGCAGUCCAUAUCAACCUGUUGGAAUCCAACGAACCCUGGUGGUCAUAAGAAAACAGUGGAAGAAAAGGAAGAGGAAAAGUUAGCGACAUACCUGUGGGAUCUCUUUACUACAAACACAAAGAAAUUUCUCCGGAAGGCACGAUACAGUCCACUUAAAAGGAAGAUAAAGAGGACACCUACUCAAGAUAUCUCUCCACAUAGCAGUCGGUCAUCUCUCUGUGCUAAAUCCCUUUGUGGCAGUGAAACUUCCACUGUAUUUUGCUCUGAAGACAAUACCGAGAUUAAUGAGGCUGAUUUUAUGACUAAGUCAGUACAAGCUAAAGAGCAAAAACUUUUCCCCUCCCUACAGAUAAUACAAAAGGCGUCAAAAGGUUUCCAUAGACAAGAUGAUGCGGUUAAGAAGACUGAACUGCAGUGUCUGCCAGCAGUUCAGAGGAAUUACAAGGCAAAGGGGCCAUUCAGUAACAACCAAGAGAAUCUAUCAGGGAAGCAGAGGCCUGGAAAUCAGAGCUCUUUCAUUAAAGGCAAAUCAAACUUGUGUGCCGAUAUGAGGCAGAAGUUCACAGAAGUAAGUGAAGAAGCAGCUGCUGGUUUACAUGAUACUCUAGAGAGUCUUGAGAGGACGCAGGAAGAACGAUGUUGGGAAAAAUUUGAGGCUUUGAAACACUUGAUGGAUUUUAGAAAAGACAUGGAAAGAGUAAGAGAGGUGGGCAAAAGAGCUGAAAAAGAACACGAAGAUGAAGUAAACUGGUUUCCUUUAUUGCUUGCCAGACUCCCAGAGUCUGUGAAGAGUGACCGUUAUGUACAGAAAAUCUUAAAGAAACUGGAAAAAUUUGGCAUGAAUCCUGACUUGGAAAUUGAUCCAGACAUCUUUCUUAAGACUCUGGGUGAUCUACAGGAAUGGGAGCUGUGUUGUCCAGAAAUUGCUGCAGCUGUGGAGUUUGUACGUGGAAGUAUUGUGAAGAUGCCAGAAGAGGAUUUCAGAGAGUGGUUUCAGACACGACUGACUUCCUGAGUGCAAAGUCCUCCAGCUGUUAAGCAAACAGCCUGAUGAGAUGGUUUUCCAGAUGCAACUGAGUUAAAACAGAGAACUGCUGCCUGUUGAGAUCCCCUCAAGGUUAACUUCAGGAAGUCCCACUGACCACUCUUGCACAACUGAAAUUUGUCCCUCCACAGUGCUGACCAUAGCUGGCCAUAGAAAAUAAAAGCUACAUCCUGUUGCUCAUUCCUCCUUGAUGAUGUCUUGGACUCACCGUCAAAUUUCAAUCUCAUCUAACCAUGUAGGAUGAAGACCAAGGUUCUAAUCACAGGUCAGGUCACUUCUUCAGACAUUCCUUUAACAAUACAUGCAGUAUAACAAGCAUCUAUUCAGUACAGAUAUAAAUGCUAUUCAUACUAAAUAGCAUUGUCUCUGCUCUUCAUUUUAGAUCUCCUUCCUAAAAUAAUAUCCCAAGCAUAGGGUAGUUAUAAGCUUUAAGACAAUGCUGUUGUUGCAAUAAUUAUUUUUUGUCAUUAAGAUAUGUAAUUGUUGCAUUGAGUUUAUUCUGUAGUUGUUCUGUGAUUAAUGGUUAAUUCUUACCUUAUUAAAAUUAAUAUUGAAAAACCAAGCAUCCUUAGAUGCAUUUCCCAGGUUUCCACCUGAAGAUGGUUUU